AGGGAAGUUCCGCCAGCACGAGCUGGAGGACACGCCCGGAUUGGCGUCGGGCACCGAGGAGGAGGCCGAUCGCAAGGCGGAGGCCGAACGCAGAGCCAAGGAGGAGACUGAGCGCAAGGCGGAGGCCGAGCGCAAGGCGGAGGCCGAGCGCAGAGCCAAGGAGGAGGCCGAGCGCAAGGCGGAAGCCGAGCGCAAGGCGGAGGCCGAGCGCAAGUUCGACCCCCGCGAGCAGCCCCUGCACCUCUGGGUGCGCCGCGCCCUCGGCCGCUGGCCCGCGACCGCGGACGCCCGGAGGCUCGCCCGUGCCUGGAAUGCGUGCCUGACGGCAGGCGGCGCUGCCGAGAUGGACCUGGUCGACCUGCUUCUGGAGGUGGGCCUCGGCGCGCAGGGGGAGCCCGCGGCCGAGGGCAGCUGCGCGGAGGCCCUGGCCACGCUGGCGGCCCGAGGCGGCCUCUCGUGGGAGCCGCUGGGCUCCGCGCUGCGAGCCCUGGUCCAGCGCCUGCUGCUCCAGGCGCCCGGGCCCGUGGAGCAGGCGGAGCGGUUCCUGCAGAUGCUGCUGGCCAGGCUCCUGCUCUGCGACGACGGCCGCAGCGUGGGGCCCCACGUCCUGGAGCCCGCGGUCCGCGAGGCCUCCGCAGUGCGAGGACAGGGUGCGGACCCCACGGCCGGCGUCCCCGUGGUGUGGAACUGGCUGUUAGGUGCGCUGAAGCUGGUCAGCGCGUGGUGCGGGCCGCGCACGGCGAAGUGGGUGCUCGCCCGCCGGGAGCUCUCGCAGGCGCUGCGGGACACGGGCCCGCGCAGUACCGACUCCGUGCAGACCUCCCGCCGCGAGCUCGCAGAGAUCCUCGUGAACGAGAGGGUGAUACCGCCGCCGUCCCCCCGCCACAAGGGCGCGAGCCGUGCGUGAGCGGCGGCGGGCGGCAUCCGGCCAGUCGAGGCAAGCCCCCACCUCCCCUCGUUCGGGGCGCGCCCCCCCUCGGGCCCCCGUGUCUGGAAUUCCGGGGGCACGGGCGGCGCGCCCGGGGGCCCCGUCGCGCCUCGCUCUGGCUGGCAGCCGGCGCACAGGCCCUGUACAGUGGGCGCCCGCGCACAGCUCGUCCGAAGAAAA
Messenger RNA from Prorocentrum cordatum, 1108 nucleotides. Lineage: Eukaryota; Dinophyceae; Prorocentrales; Prorocentraceae. The record is from the annotation of a GenBank genome assembly.